Portunus trituberculatus (swimming crab) is the source of this 2948-nucleotide messenger RNA. RefSeq lists its product as uncharacterized. The transcript has 2 exons. The record is from RefSeq and is a predicted model, not a curated record. Gene Ontology annotation, molecular function: GTP binding. Bases 428 to 2032 code for a protein of 534 amino acids. NCBI's taxonomy places the organism in Eukaryota, Metazoa, Arthropoda, Malacostraca, Decapoda, Portunidae.
AGGCUCAGAGAAAAGAGGCAGAGACAACAGAGACAGAGACACAAAGACACAGGGACACUAUAAGGACAUAGAAGGACAAUCACAGAGACAGAGACAGACAGAGACUGAGACAGAGCCAGAGAGACAGACACCUGCAUACACCCUCAACCAAGAAAAAUCUGGUGGUCGGUUUCCUUUGCUCGUCUGGGCGACAAAAAGCCUGAGCGGUGGCGGCUUGAGGCAUUCAUUGCUGCGCUGAAACUGGCAGGUUGUGGACGGCGCUGGGUCCCUUGGCUGCUGCAGCGACCUAGAGAACACGAAGAAAACAACAGGCUCUAUCUUCGCUAUAUACGCACCACUGAUCACAUGAAGUAUUGGAGUUGUUCGGCCAACACAUCCAUCCGUUGUGACAGCAAAGAAGAGUGCACCAGCAGGACCUGUAAGGACCAUGGAGGAGCAUGAUGAAAAAACCCUCAAACUCUCCGUCAUUGAGGCCCUACCCAUUGCUGAAGAUGGAAAUCCGUGUACGUACAAUAUUCCACUGAAACAGAUUAUGCGAGAUGACGAUGGGUGCAUUGAAAAACUUGAGUAUGGUCAUGAAAUCAGGAAUGAUGCAAGCAAGGUCAUCAUGAUGGUGGGGGCAACUGGCUCUGGGAAGACAACACUUAUCAAUAGUCUGGUUAACUAUGUUUUUGGAGUUGAAUGGAAUGACUCAUUCCGCUUGAAGAUGAUCGUGGAGGACAGUCAAGCCAACCAGGCUGACAGUCAGACAAAGGAUAUCACUUGCUACACUCUGCAUUAUCAAGAUGGCUUCCAAAUACCCUACUCUCUUACUAUCAUCGAUACUCCAGGCUUUGGUGAUACACAAGGUGUUGAGCGAGAUAGGCAAAUAAUAGAACAAAUUCGAAAGUUUUUCUCUACCCCAGGAGACAGGGGGAUCAGUCACCUUGAUGCUGUUGGCUUUGUGGCUCAGUCAUCCCUGGCCAGACUUUCUCCAGUGCAAAGAUAUAUAUUUGAUAAUAUCCUCGCAUUAUUUGGCAAAGACAUUCAAGAUAAUAUAUUCCUCCUCCUUACUUUUGCUGAUGGACAGAAGCCCCAGGUUCUUAGCGCUGUGACUGAAGCUGAGAUACCGUAUAAGAAAUUCUUCAAGUUUAAUAAUUCUGCAAUCUAUUCCCAGAAAGAUGAUGAUGAAUCCGCCCAAGAUUUCUCUUCCUUUUUCUGGAAUAUGGGUUACAACAGUUUCAAAAUGUUCCUUGAACAGAUUCUCACUGUUGAAAGCAAGAGCCUCGUUCUUACUAAAGACGUGCUCGAAGAGCGCAAGAGAAUCGAAGUGUUUGUUGAGGGUAUACAGCAGGAUAUUCAAGUUGGUCUGAGUAAACUGGAGACUUUAAACAAAGAAGCAAAAUUACUCAGAGAACAUGAGGAAGACGUGAACAGAAACAAGAAUUUCACAUUUGAUGUUGAAGAAGAUGUAUUUGAAAUAGUAAACCUUGAUUGGAACCGAUCAAUGACAAAUUGCAUGACUUGCAAGCGCACUUGUUGUAAGGAUUGCAUGGUUUUCCUCAGUCCUGCUUUGUACAUGUGCCACGCCAUGGCCUGGAACGGGACUUGUAGAAUUUGUCCUAGGAACUGUAAAUUUACAGAACACAAAUCAUGUAGCUUCAUGUUUGAUGUCAAAAGGAAAAAAAGCCAGAGGACAGUGGACGAAAUUCGUGUCCGUUACGAGAAAGCACAAGAAAAAAAACUCUCCGCUCAGAGUCUGAUUGACAGGAUAAAAACAGAGUUUGAUUCAGUGCAGAAAAACAUAUUGACAAUGGCUGACUCAGUGCGCAAGUCCCUCCAGAGACUGAAAGAAAUAGCUCUUCGGCCUGACCCGCUGACAACUCUCGAAUACAUCGACAUGCUAAAAGAGAAUGAGAAAAGGCAAGCAAAGCCUGGGUGGCUUGAAAGGAUUGGGCAGCUUGACCAGCUAAGGCAAAGAGCUGAACAUAUCAAAGACAUAGCCAGCGGAAACUCUAACCUGCUGCAAGAACAUGAAUGUUUGUAUGAAUAAAGGAGGAAAUCCCUCGAAGCAUCAGUGGAAAUUGAAUAAUGGUACAUUCCAAAAUGUCACUCAAAACAUUUUUUACCACAGUUAGUACAUCAUAUUAUAUUCAAAUAAAGUUAUUGUUUGUGUGUAUGUUUUUUCACGCAGUUGUUUAAGUAGAAUUAGGAGCCAUAAGACUAAGCUAAUGUAUUUCAUAUGACAAUAAAUUCUUCACUACAUGGGAGAAACAAGCCAAAGACGUAUUACAUCAGAAAAGAUAACAUCACAUGUACUAUACAUAGUAUAUGACAACACUAUAUGUAUUGAAUAUGUUUCGCUUGUGUUUAUGAAUCAAAUCUUUAGAAAUGUAAUUAUCUUUGCUUUUUGAUAAUUAGGAGAACACACACACACACAGAGAGAGAGAGAGAGAGAGAGAGAGAGAGAGAGAGAGAGAGAGAGAGUGUUCGCUUGCCUAUUAUGACGUGUGUAGGUGUGUAUGCCAUCUCGGGCGGUGUCAGGCCGGGAGGCAGGAGCAGCAUAGCCGCCACGGUCGGGCAGUAGUACAGAUGGCCACCGAGCCGCGCGAGUCAUACAGUUGCCAUGAUCAGCGACUCAAGGUGGUGCUGCUCAUCGCUCCCGUGGUCUCGAGUUUCCUGGGUGGUAAUUUGCGGUGGUGGGGGGCGGGCUGGAGGGACGGGUACUGGCAGGGUCGGGAUAACGGAGAGGUUCACCCACUCUCGCUGGCAGCCCCCACUUCACUUCCCGUGCCGCGAGGCUCGAGCAGGACUGGCGCAGUGGGUGGCUGGGGGUUUCCAGGGUGUGUGGGUAUACUGUGCUGGUAGGCCUUCUCGACGGCCUGUAUUUUGAAACGCUCUGUGCUCUCUCAUAAGCACAUGUAAAUUACUGGACGGAUUGGUGUUUCUCACUAAAAAGCAGAAUUUUU